Rhineura floridana is the source of this 5622-nucleotide messenger RNA. RefSeq names its product nucleoporin 153 (gene NUP153). Bases 271 to 4629 code for a protein of 1452 amino acids. Gene Ontology annotation, molecular function: structural constituent of nuclear pore. Gene Ontology annotation, cellular component: nuclear pore. Gene Ontology annotation, biological process: protein import into nucleus; RNA export from nucleus. The record is from RefSeq and is a predicted model, not a curated record. The transcript is spliced from 22 exons. Lineage: Eukaryota; Metazoa; Chordata; Lepidosauria; Squamata; Rhineuridae.
GGGAGGGGGAACUGGAGCGGCAGGGACGGAUUCACCGCGCGCGCGCUAUCCAGGGAGAGGGAGAGGGAGGGCAUCCUGUGAGGGCGCGAGGCAGGCCGCGCGGCGCGGGGCAUCGUCAUAGAGGCAGUGACAGCACAGUACGGGUUGGGGGGCAGGAGGAGGGGAAAGAAGUGUGAGGGAAAGGCGCGCGCGCGCGCGCGCGGGGGGGACAGGACUAGGCCAGGCCUCUGUUUGAGCCGCGCACCCGUGGGGUGGGAGGGAGGCCCCAAUAUGGAUUCGGGGGAACGCGGCGGAGCUGCGGGAGGAGGCAGCAGCGGCAGCUAUGAAAGCGGCGGCGGCGGGAAGAUCCGGACGCGGCGAUACCACCUGGCAGCGGCCUCCUCGAAGCCUUACCCAAGGAACAAGCAGCAGGGAAUUGUAAAUAUCGUGAAGGAAUCUGUGAAGAGUAUGGUUCCAACUUGGCUUCAGAGAUACUUCAGACAAAACGAAGAAGCAACCCCAAGUGAACAAAGGAGCUUAGAGGAGAGUGUAAACUAUCAUCCUGCCUUUGCAGAUGAUGAUGCUGACAAUACCCUUGAGAUUGAUGGACGAAUUACUCCCGAACCUGCAAGAAUUCCUUUAGAUGAUAUUUUAACAAGACCCUCUCUGCAUCGGAGUCAUCUUAAUUUCAACAUCUUGGAUUCCCCACCACCACUUUGUCAACCCUCCACAUCGUCUGCAUUUCCAAUUAGUAAUUCCGGACUUUCACUUGGAAAGGAAAUGAAAGAUUCUACCUCUCAGCACGAUGAUGACAACAUCUCAACUACAAGUGGCUUCUCUUCAAGGGCAUCUGAUAAAGAUAUAGCUGUUUCAAAAAAUGCUUCAGUACCACCGCUUUGGUCUGCAGAGAUGGAAAGACCUGUCUCCCUUUCUCAGCAUUCAGCCACCAGCUCUAAAAAGCCUGGGUUUAAUCUGUCUACCUUUGGAGCGCUGUCCCCUUCACUUGGUAACACAUCCAUUUUCAAGACAAGCCAACUGGGGAAUUCUCCAUUUUAUCCUGGGAAAACCAUGUAUGGUGGUGCAGCUGCAGCAGCAAGACAGUCUAAAGCACGGAUUACUCCUUAUCAAACACCAGUAAGAAGGCAAAUGAAAGCCAAGCAGGUGAAUGCACAAUCUUACGGAGUGACAAGUUCCACUGCACGACGCAUCUUGCAGUCUCUGGAGAAGAUGUCAAGCCCAUUAGCAGAUGCCAAAAGAAUUCCCUCUUCUAUUUCUUCUUCAUUGUCAUCUCCUGUAGAAAGGAGUAUGCUAAAUAUCACCGGCUUCCAUUCACCAAGGAAAAGGGCUGAAUCCCAUUAUCCUCCAGUCCAGAAGCUUGUGACACCGAAGACUGUUUCCCUGUCAAUGAGUCGUUCACAAUAUUUUAAACCAUCUCUUACAUCUGCUGCUGAAUCAGGCAGGAUCCGACAGAGAAUAGAGAUAAACCAUAAGGGAGCGCAAGAGAAAAAUCUGGUAGUAGAUCAGCAAACAGAAUUGUCAGAUAGCAGUGUCACAAACCCCAGGUUCAGUACUUCUGCAACCAAUGGACUUUCUCCUGCAGCAGGAGGCAGUGGUGGUGGCAAGAUGAGAAGGGAAAGAGGUGUCCACUAUGUAUCAAAAUCUGCACAAGAGGAGGAGAUGGAGAUGCCAGUACUACCAGAAAUAUCUUUACCCAUCAGUACAUCAUCUUUGCCAAACUUCAGCUUUGGCUCUCUUGUUAGUACUACUGUUUCAUCUUCACCUGUCAGCGCUGCACAAUCAGUGGCUCAAAAGGUGCAACCAGCCAGUAAUGCUAGCAGUCCUGUGUUCAGAUUUUCAUCUCCAAUUGUAAAAUCUACAGAAGCAGAAGUGCUGCCAUCUGUGUUUGUUGGUGGGUUCAAAUUUAGUGUUCCUGUUGCAAAAUCAUCUGAUCCUGCAGGACCCAAGGAUACUCCAGUGUUGCCUCUGAUAAAUGCAGCUAUCAAUAAUAUCAGCAAUAAGAGAGCAAAUGAGUGUGAUGGUCCCUUUAAGCCUGCAAAAGUCUUGAAAGAAGGAAGUGUGCUGGAUAUUUUAAAGGGCCCCGGCUUUGCUUCUCCAACCACGUACUCUUCAGCAGCUACUCCGCCUGUUGCAGCAAGCACAGUAGUUUAUACAAGGCCUGCAAUAAGUAGUUUCUCUGGAGUGGGUUCAGGACUUGGAGAUACUUUGAAACAAGGAUCAACCUAUUGGCAGUGUGAUACAUGCCUUGUACAAAAUAAGCUGGCAGAUAACAAAUGCAUAGCCUGUCAAGCUGCUAAAGUGCCAGCAUCAGACACUACUAAGCAGACUGGUAGUUUAACUCAGAACAUCACUGUCAAAUCAGCUGUUUCUUCAACGGGGACACAGGGCUUUGGAGAUAGGUUUAAGGCAGCAGCUGGAACUUGGGACUGUGAUACUUGUUUGGUCCAGAAUAAACCGGAAGCUACAAAAUGUGUGGCCUGUGAGACACCAAAACCUGGAACAGGAGUAAAACCAGCUCUUGUGUUGCCUGCGGUGGCAGACAAUGCAACAACAGUGACUUCCUCUUCUGGCUCCACUGAUCUUACAGUCAGUUUAGGAUUUGGAGACAAAUUCAAGAAGCCACAAGGUGCUUGGGAAUGUUCUGUGUGCUUAGUGUCAAAUAAGGCAGAGGAUAGCAAAUGUGUGGCCUGUCAGUCAGACAAACCAGGAAGUUCAGUGCCUGUGGUGAGUAGCAGUGCUUCCUCAUUACCUGCUCUUUCUGGAGGAUUUCUAGGCUUAGAGAAAUUCAAGAAACCAGAGGGAAGCUGGGACUGUGAAACCUGCUUGGUACAAAACAAAGCAGACGCCACAAAGUGCGUAGCUUGUGAGAGUGCAAAACCAGGCAGCAAGACUGAACUCAAAGCAUUUGGUACUGGUGCUGCUGCUUCUACAGCCCCAUCUACUACAUCAUUCAAAUUUGGUAUUCAAUCAUCAUCCUCAGAAUCACCUCAGAUGUUGGACAAUGCAGGGAAAAACUUCAAAUUUGGAGAGCAAACAGGAUUCAAAUUAGGUAUUACAUCAGAACUGGGAUCAUCUGCAAACAUGAUGACAGGAGGCUUUAAGUUCUCUAAAACAGAAGGGUCCAAACUAGGAAGCUUUCCUUCAGAGUCUGAAUUAGAGGACAGUGUGAAAGAUGGCAAGAAUAACAGCAGCUUCAGUUUUGGACUUCCCUCUGUAGCUAGAAGUACAUCUACAUCAUUUCAAUUUGGAAUAGCUAACCUUGGACAGCAAGAAAAGAAAGAGGGACUUAGCAAGCCUGCUGUAGGAGGUUUCACUUUUGGCACAGGUUCCACAGCCUCUUCAGCUGCAUCUGAGAAUAAAACUGGAAUAAGUGGCUUUAAAUUUGGAAAUACAGAGGAAAAAGAAGCUGCAGUAACUCCCUUUUCCUUUAAGAAAGUAGAGGAGAAGAAUGAUCCUUCAACAAAAGGUAGCUUCUCUUUUGGUAAUGUGGAACCUGUGACUGUCCCUUCUAAUCCUUUCGUGUUUGGAAAGAAAACAGAGAAUGAAGAAUCAAAGGCACAGCCCAUGUUUUCAGUUGGGAAGGCAGAGCAAACCAAAGAUGACAGCACAGGAAAGCCUACAUUUAGUUUCAGCCUGACAAAACCAGCAGACAAAGAAGCUGAACAACAAGCAAAGCCAGCUUUUUCAUUUGGGUCACAAGCAAGCACUGCAAAUCCAGGAUCAGCAAAACCUGCGUUUAGUUUCCUGAGCUCUAACACUUCUUCUAACACUGCUACGCCAAGUGUUUCUGUUGUUGUUGGUGGCAGCGGCAGCAGCAGCAGCAGCAGCAGUAGUAGUGUGUUCAGCAGCACCACCUCUUCUUCAAAUCCUCCACCACGAACCUUUUUGUUUGGACAGGCCAGUGACACUGUGAGCAGCUCUCCUUUUGGUAAUCCCUCUGACUCCAGUACAUCCCAGUCCUUUGGCUUCUCUCAAGAGAGCAAGCCACCAACAACCACCUCCAGUACAAGCACUCCCGCUCCAUUUCUUUUUGGUACAGUAGCCACCACUAGCAGUACAGCCAACACUGGCUUCAGUUUUGCAGCACCCACCACAACAGCAGGCUCUACAGGUUCCUCCUCUUCAUUUGUGUUUGGCUCUGGGUCUUCAGCUUCUGCAACUGGUCCUGCGUUUGGUGCAAGCCAGACACCAACAUUUGGUCAAAGCCAAGGCUCAAGCCAGCCCCCUGCUCCAACCUUUGGGUCACUCUCUUCAUCAUCAUCAUUAUUCCCUACUGGUGCUCAGCCUGGGCCUCCAGCUUUUGGCUCUGUGUCAAGCAGUGCACAGCCUCCUGUCUUUGGACAACAAGCUACCCAACAGCCUGGCUUUGGCUCAAGUGCCGUUCCUAAUUCUGGAUCUGUAUUCCAGUUCGGAAGUAGUACUGGUAAUUUCAACUUUACAGGCAACAGCCCAGGAGUAUUUACCUUUGGUGCAGCUCCUGGUGCACCGGCACAGCCUGCAGGCUCUUCAGGAUUUUCAUUCACCCAGCCAUCAUCAUUUAACCUGGGCAGGAAUAAUGGGAAAAAUAUAUUCACACCUGGAUCUUCACUGACUGGUCGGAAGAUAAAGACGGCUGUUAGGCGUAGAAAAUAAAAAUAUUGUUACAGACAGCGACUCUCUUACCACAGCUGGUUGCCCUGCAUUGUUCAAUUACUGAAUUGUACCUCAUGCUGGGUUUAGCUGAAGCCAGGUCUACCUAAACUCUGCUCACGGUUCCCCCCCUCCCCAUUUAGGUUUUUUAAUAAUUAGAGUUGGUGGCUGGGAAGAUCUUAAGCAAAACUACUUUAGAAUUCAACAGUUUUUCUUCACUGACUUGGCAUGGUCUGGCUAUAGAUAUAAAUAUAGCCUGCACAGCGAAUGGCUUCGUAUAAUACCUCUGUUUGCACCACUUUGUGCGCUCAUCUGCGUUUACUGACACCUCGAAAUUGUAAUUAUAUCAGAAGGGAGUCUGUAUAGAGUAGAGAAUGUGGAUAAUGAGUGAUUUCUAUGCGAAGUUUGUGCUGAUGUACGUGUGAAGUGAGCGAGUUGCGUGUACUGUGCACUAAAAAUUUCUGAUAGAGGAAGAAUGAUUAGUCCAUGCUAAGGACUAGUUAGAUCAGUAGUACUUCAUUCAAUAAUUAGAUGCUCUUUCUAUUUUCAUUCUUACAACUCCUUAUCACCUGUCUCGCGUUUUCAUUAUUUUAUUAUGAAACAAAUGUGUAAAUACAAUUCUGUUUCUCUAUGUACUUUGGCAUAACAAAUCUGUGAACUUGAAAUUUUAAUUUUGUGUGUUACAGCAAAUUUUUGUUUAGUAUUGUCUCAGAUUUUAUUAUGUAAAUCUCAUUAUUCAAAGUUGCCUAAAUCCAUUAAAGACCUUUAAAAUUGGGAAUUCUUAAAGUGAGUUUAUUGGCUUUUCUGAUCCAUUUUUGUUUGGACCAAAAACCAGUAUUGUACAAAGUGUUAAGUAUAUAUUUUUAUAUUUACGAAAAUGGACUCUGGUGACUUUGGAUAAUAAGGAAAAGUUUAAUAUUAAAGCCAUGUUUAUUACAGUAUAAUUAACAUGUUAAACCAUGGGAUAAAUGCCAUCAAUAAAAAUGAUGAAAAGUG